Meyerozyma guilliermondii ATCC 6260 is the source of this 3732-nucleotide messenger RNA. It is a transcript of the gene YOR1, whose product is annotated as ATP-binding cassette transporter. Gene Ontology annotation, biological process: transmembrane transport. Gene Ontology annotation, cellular component: plasma membrane. The transcript has a single exon. The coding region runs from base 1 to 3732 and encodes 1243 amino acids. Gene Ontology annotation, molecular function: ATP hydrolysis activity; ATP binding; ABC-type xenobiotic transporter activity. NCBI's taxonomy places the organism in Eukaryota, Fungi, Ascomycota, Pichiomycetes, Serinales, Debaryomycetaceae. The record is from RefSeq and is a predicted model, not a curated record.
AUGUCAAAUAACGUUUACAACCAAUAUCCGAGGCGGUCGGCGACCCCUCCAGCAAACCCAUACGAUCGUUUACAGGUGAUAGAUUCCAAUAAUUCCGAUACAACUAAUACAUAUGUGGAUCGCCGGUCUCCUCCACCAAGAAGAAAGAAGACCAAAAAGUCGAAAAAGGUGGAAAUUGCUAGCGACGAUGAAUCAUACGAAGAAUACAACUCCAAGUCCAAAAAUCUUGAGGGCCAGCCUGAGUUGAAAAACGAAAAAAGGCUUUUUUCAUGGAUGUUUUCUAAAAAGGUACCUCCUUUAGUGCUGGAAGAGGAGAGGAAAAGCUACCCUUGGAAACAAGCCAAUCUUCUCAAAAGAAUGAUAUUCUUAUGGGUUUGGCCCAUUUUGAUCAAAGGCUACAAGAGAUGCUUGGUUCCCAGUGAUUUGUGGUACCUUACUGAUAACAUCAAGGUGGAAACCAUGCAUGAAGAGUUCCAGCGCCAUCUCGAUAAAAUCUUGUCAAAACAAGAGAAAAAGCAUAUUGCAAAGCAUGGAUCUUCGGAAGGCUUUGAAUGGCCCGUUUGGUCUAUUCCUUUGGCUAUUUAUUACACAUUCCAGUUCCAAUACACCCUGAGUUGUAUUUUCUUGGGAUUGUCGUUCUGCUGUCAAGCGUUGUCUCCAUUAUUGACCAGGCGCUUGAUUGACUUCGUGGAGUAUAGAUACUACGGAUUCGAGCCCACUUUGAACCCAGGAAUUGGGUACACUAUCGGCUCGGUGGUUUUGAUCUUCAUCAAUGGACUCUUGUUGAAUCACUUUUUCCACGACGCUAUGGUCACAGGCGCCCAAGCCAAGGCAAUCUUGACAAAAUGUCUCCUUCUCAAAUCAUUCAGAUUAGGAGUUCAGGCAAAACAUGACUUUCCUGCUGGUCGUAUCACUUCUAUGAUGAGUACGGAUUUGGCUAGAAUCGACUUGGCCAUUGGUUUCCAACCUUUGGUGGUCUGUUGUCCUAUUCCUGUCAUCAUUGCUGUGGUGUUAUUAUUGACUAACAUCGGAGUAACUUCCUUGUGUGGUAUUGGGUUGUUUAUCGUGUCCUUGGUUGUCUGUAUUUUGAUGACGAAAAAGUUGUUUGUGACUCGUGAGUUGGUGGUCAAGUUCACUGAUGAAAGAAUCACAUUGGUUCGUGAACUCUUAUCCAACAUGAAAGUUAUCAAGUUUUACGCAUGGGAGAUGGCUUACAAAACCAAUAUCGCUAAAGUUCGUGAUCAGGAAAUGAAGCAUUUGUUCACCAUCAAGGUGUUGAGAAAUUUCAUCACCGCUUACGCUGUCACCUUGCCCACCUUAUCAUCAAUGUUGUCCUUCGUGGUGUUGUGGAAAAGUCAACAUAUGAAGUCCCCUGGAGAAGUCUUCUCUUCAUUGUCUUUAUUUUCCAUCUUGGCGCAAGCAAUCAUGUUGUUGCCAAUUGCCUUAUCAUCAGGAGCGGAUGCCCUCAUUGGGUUCAGACGUUGUACUGAUUUCUUGGGCUCCGAAGAAAGCCUGGAAUUGGCUCCAUCGACGCUUCAAAGUAUCGACAAUGCUUCAGAUUACAACGUCAAACCCCCUGCUUCUGACUUCGAAUUCGAGGCUGAACCUUAUGAGAUGUCGGAAUACGGUGACCUUUCAAACAACUCCAAUGGGCCUGUCUUGGAAGUUUCCCAUGCUGAUUUCUUGUGGGAACUGCUCUAUGAUGAGAAUGCAGAUCAAUAUUGGACUAUGGAUGAAAAAGAGAUUGAUAGGGCCAAGAAGCAAAAACAAGCUGAAAAGAGAGCCAAGAAGGCUAGAAAGUACAAUAAAGCUUCCUAUUCUCAAAGCAGACACUAUGAUGAGAAGACUCAGUUUGACAGUACAUCCACCUCUGAUACUAUAUACGAGGAGCAACUGUCCGGAAACCUGUCACACGAAAACUCUUUCCCUGGAUUACUUGACAUUAAUUUGUCCAUCAAGAGAAAUGAGUUUGUCAUGAUUACGGGUGUGAUUGGUUCUGGUAAGUCAUCUUUAUUGUCUGCUUUGUCCGGCUUCUUAAAGAUGUCUAAUCCAGACAAGGGCCGCUUAGUUGUGAACGACGAUCUUCUUUUGUGUUCAUCACCUUGGAUUCAAAAUGCCACAGUCAGAGAUAAUAUUCUCUUUGGAAGACCUUAUGACGAGCAAAAGUAUAGGAGAAUCAUUCAGGCUUGUGCCUUGGAAAGUGAUUUGGAUCUUCUUCCUGCUAGAGAUUUCACCGAAAUUGGUGAGAGAGGUAUAACUCUUUCUGGAGGUCAAAAGUCCCGUAUCAAUUUGGCUAGAGCAUGUUAUGGUGAUCAAAACAUUUUGUUGUUUGACGACGUCUUAUCUGCUGUUGAUGCUCGUGUGGGAAAACACAUCGUAGACAAUUUGUUCUAUGAUGUUUUGAGAAACCGUACGAGAGUGUUGGCAACACAUCAAUUGUCAUUAAUUGAAAAUGCAGACAGAAUCAUCUUCUUGAAUGGAGACGGUACAAUUGAUGUUGGAACCAUGGACGAAUUAUCUGGACGCAAUAUGAACUUCAGAAGAUUGCUUUUGUAUAACAACGAACUUCCUAGUGAUGACAACUUGUCCGAUUACGACCACCUCCAUAAUGAAAGUGUUAUGAUGAGUCGUCAACAAACUCACGAUGAGAAGAGUCUUAUGAGGCAACAGUCCAUUCUUGCUGAGCAGAACGUGCAAAGUGGUAGACUUAUUGGAGACGAAGAGAGAGCAACCACCACCAUUGGAUGGAACAUCUACAAAAGGUACGUGCAAUUGGGUUCUGGGUUCUUUGGAUGGAGUGCAGCUCCUGUAUUUAUCUUCUUUGUUGCAUUGUCCACAUUUUGUCAAGUCUUCACCAACACCUGGUUGUCUUGGUGGAAUGAACACAAGUACAGGCAAUUGUCUGACGACUUUUAUGUUGGCUUCUAUGUUGCUUUUGCAUUUUUGACUGUGAUUCUCACUGCGGUUCAAUUUACUAUUCUUGCGUAUAUGAACGACACUUCGGCAAGACUCUUGAACUCCAAUGCUAUGCAAAGUGUUUUGCAUGUUCCCAUGUCAUACAUGGAUACGACUCCUCUUGGAAGAAUUCUUAACAGAUUCUCUAAGGACACUGAUUCCAUUGACAACGAAAUUGGUGAGCAAUUGAGAUUGUUUAUCUUUCCCUUGGCUAUGAUCAUUGGUAUUAUGGUCUUGUGUAUCACGUACUUGCCAUACUUUGCUAUCGCAAUUCCGUUUUUGGGUUUCGGUUUUACGUUCCUUGCAAACUUCUACCAGGGUUCAUCCCGUGAAAUCAAGCGUUUAGAGAGUGUUCAAAGAUCGUUGGUUUACAACAACUUCAGUGAGACAUUACUGGGUAUGGCAACGAUCAAAGCAUACAAGGUGCAAGACACAUUUGUUAAGAAAAAUGACGACUUCCUCAACAAGACGAACGAGGCAUACUAUUUGUCAAUCGCAACUCAGAGAUGGCUUGGUGUUCACUUGGAUAUCCUUGCCAGUAUGUUUGCAUUGAUUAUUUGUAUGUUGUGUAUCACUGAGCAGUUCUCUAUCAGUGCUGCGUCUACAGGUUUGUUGUUGAAUUACGUUAUUCAGAUUGUUGGUUUAUUGUCCUUAACGGUGAGAUCCAUGACUCAAGUCGAGAGCGAAAUGAACUCCGUUGAGAGAUUGCAUGAAUAUGCUUUCCACUUGCCCCAAGAAGCUGCAUACUUGAAACCAGAUGUGUGCUCCUCCUGCUGA